CAAAAGUAGAUACAUUUUGAAACAUGUAUUUUUAAAAUUUUGUUUUCUUUUCACGGUAUUUAAACAUAUACUUACUAUAUUUAAUUCUGAUAGAAAAAUGUGUAUCUAAAAUAAUAUCCAAGAUUGAUAAAUUCUUUUUAUCUAUGAUACCUAUUUUGUUAUGGAAUUGAGUUUAGAAUAAAUAGUUUUACAAACUUUAUAUAAAGUGUUCAAUGUUCAGGUUACGAACGAAGUUAUCGUUUUCUGAACUGUCACUUGUCAACUGAUUCGAAUUUUUUCGGGUUCUUCGAAAAAUAUAUCAAAUUAUUUUAUUUCUGCUGUUGUUGUGGGUGGAACUAGAUUACUAGCUUUAAAAAGCAGGUUGACUAAUAUUCUUUCGAAAUGCCUGUUGAUCAGAUACAGUAUUCUGAAAGAUACACUGAUGACGUCUACGAAUACAGGCAUGUAAUAUUACCACCAGAUAUUGCCCGUCUAGUGCCCAAGUCUCAUCUAAUGACGGAAACGGAAUGGAGGAACCUCGGCGUCCAGCAGAGUCCUGGCUGGCUACACUUCAUGGUGCACAACCCUGAGCCCCAUGUGUUGCUGUUCAGGAGACCACGGACGGACAAACAGCCAACUGUGAACGGGUUAGAUGCAACAACGAAUAACGCUGUUAAAGUAUGAUUGACAUAUAAGGUAGAUAUUACAUUUAUUUUAUGUUAAGUUUUGCACAGAAUGAUAUACAAAUUAUUUUAUUUCGUCUCGGGUAUCAUAAUAUCAGGUUUCUUGUGUUAAGGUUCACAAAAUGUUAAUUUGUUUAAAGGAAAUGCAAAUUUUUUUCAAACAACAAAUGGGGGCUUACUAUCAUCUCUUAACGCGAUCCACUGUACGACCUAAACUGACCUGCAUCGCAAAUUCGUACCAUCGACUUAAUUUUUUGUAUGAAUGCGAUUCAUUUUAGGUUCUUAAAUUGAACUGAGUUGCAUUGGAAUUGUUCUGUAAAAGUUGAUGGCAGGCCUGUGUGUGCCCACUGUGCCUGUGGCAGCUGUGGCUUUCAAACUAUAACAAGUAGUUUAAAAUAUUGCGAGUUGAAAAUGAAUUUUGAAAAAACUAAGUAAAUUAUAUAUAGGCUUAUCUUGUGCUUUAAAAUAUUGCCUCAUUACCUUGUUACUCCAGAUAUAUAUAUAUAUGUACUAAUGAUGUUUAGGAGUUUUUGAUUCAGACUCACAUACAUACCUCUUAUUUUGCUUAUAACUGGAGGCAUAUAUUGGAACUUUGAAAUCAGUACACAUUUUGUGUAAUUUAAUCAAAAAUGCUAUGUGCCUUUUUUACUAAAAUGUAUAUAUUAAGAUAGGAAAAUGCAUAUUUUCAUUUUUUAUAUCACCAUGAGAUAUAUAGUUUAAUCUAAUAAUUACUUGUGGUUAUUUAUAUAAUCUAGCUGUACGCCACAGUGUCUAUCAUUAGUUGUAAAUAUUUAAACAUGUCUUUAAUUUGACAAACAUUAGCUCCAUCUACUUAUUAGCGCUAUUGGCUAUCAGAUAUCUUGACCAAAUCCUACGGGAAUCACGUACUUUCGCAUUAAAAAGUACCUAGUGUUAAUCCAGGGUAUCAGUAACCUAAUUACCAAAUUUCAUCAUUAUUGACUCAGCGGUUUUAGCGUGAAGAAGUAACAAACUUGCAAACAAUAUUAGUGCGUUAGUGGAAUAUAGUUAUGAUAUCAUUUAAUUUAGAAUGUGACGUGAAAAAGUGCCUAUGAAGGCCUAAUAUCUGAAUAAAUGAUUUGAUUUUGAUUUGUUAUAAUAUAGCAAAUAGCAUUCUGGGACGUCUUCCAUCUUUCCGGGAGCUCUAUUUGGGGGCGCAAGUUAACUGGUAGCCUUAGUUGGGAGAUCUUUGAAUAACUCACUAAUGUCAUCUAAUGUCUAUGUCUAAUGUGAUGUAGAGUUAAUAUCUGUUUUCUUAAUUUAUUCUGUAACAACAUAAUCAUAGAAUUUUCAAAGCUUGAAAAAACCUGUUUUAGUUAAUGAAAUAUAUUUUACUUUUCAAUUUUUGACAUUGAGGGAAUGACAAUAUUAUUACCUAUAUGAAAUAUGUUUCAUAAAAUUAAGCGUGUAAAAUAUAUAUAGGAGUUUAUUCAUAAAUAUUUAUUAUAAAAGUCUGUUGCGUUUGCAUAGCUAAACCGAUUGAUUAAAUUUGGUAUGCUUAGUUUACGGUGAGAGUUAUAACUUAUAUAUUAGUUACAUAUUUUUUAUAUUACUAUUUCUAGACACCACAAAUAAAGGGUGAAACUUUGUAUGAUAAAACCCUCUCCAUAAAUAUCGCGGGUGAAGCUGCGGGCAACAGUUAAAAUAACAUAACUCUGUUAUUCAUAAAAAAGUCAAAGCAUACUUUAAGCUUUAAAAUGUUUUGUUACUAUCACACUUUAUAAUAUUUAACAAUGAGACAAAACAUACUAAAGUAUUUUCUAUGAAUAAGAUGGAUAGUUAGGUGCCUAGAAAGCUUUCUGCGAUAUAUAAGACUAAUAUAAUAGCUGCUAAGUAUUUGUUAUUCUGUUGAAUGAUUAAAAGUUAAGCAAUA
Molecule: messenger RNA, 2553 nt
Organism: Plodia interpunctella (Indianmeal moth)
Lineage: Eukaryota; Metazoa; Arthropoda; Insecta; Lepidoptera; Pyralidae
Product: cyclin-dependent kinases regulatory subunit-like
Exons: 2
Coding region: 382-663 (93 amino acids)
Biological process (GO): regulation of mitotic cell cycle
Cellular component (GO): cyclin-dependent protein kinase holoenzyme complex; SCF ubiquitin ligase complex
Molecular function (GO): protein kinase binding; cyclin-dependent protein serine/threonine kinase activator activity; ubiquitin binding
Source: RefSeq, a predicted model, not a curated record